Messenger RNA from Boeremia exigua, 2068 nucleotides. RefSeq lists its product as uncharacterized. Lineage: Eukaryota; Fungi; Ascomycota; Dothideomycetes; Pleosporales; Didymellaceae. The record is from RefSeq and is a predicted model, not a curated record. The coding region runs from base 275 to 1747 and encodes 490 amino acids. The transcript has 4 exons.
AUCGUUUAAUCGAAUAAGCAUGCAAACAGGAAAUGACUUGCACGAUCCACCUACCUUUGGGGGCUGGAGUUCCUUGGGCAGGCAGUGGUUGUACAGCCAUAUAUUCUCACUCGCGUAUAGCGGGUAGCGGGACGUAUGAGCUCGUCCCGUCUGGAGGUUGCCUGGACCUUUUCUCAAACCACAGCGCUGGUUUCGAGCUUCGCCGCACGUAUAGUUGCUGAUUGCGCAACUCACGCCUCCUCCGCAUUCUGCGACCUGCAUAGAGAGGAUCGCUAUGGUGAAUCUAUCGACUAAGAGUCUCCUGGCUCUUGUUUGGGCCUGCGCUGCGCUUGCGACGCCGUUAAUCACCGAACCGGUAUGGAGUCAUGACCUUACAGCUCGUGAUGAUACGCCUUGUCCGGAUACUGGGUACACAUCAAGAAAUGGGAUGAAUUUUACGACAUACUGCAAUUCGAACAACGGUGGUAAUGAUGCUAUGGAAAGAAAGUGGUUCACAUCUCCCUCCAUGGCAGAUUGCAUGGAGCAUUGUUCGCGAUACUGGGGCAACAGCGAAGGUUGCUACGGCGUUGUAUGGCGCGAAGACAACAAAUGCUGGAUACGCAACAGCAAUACCACCGUGAGCGGCGUCAAACCUUCUACCGAUAAAACACACUCCGCGCUCAUAGCCGCCAACACGUACGCGAGAAUCGACCCGACCUGCCCGGAUACCGACUUGUCGACGCACACAAUCGACGGCGUUCCGGGACUGGGAUACACACUGCAUUGUAACAAGGUCAUUGGUGGUUACGACACAUGUUGGUCUGGCUACCCAAAGCCAUGUUGGGACUUGCAGCAUGUCGACGGGGUCUUUAUUGGGUUCUACCACACCAAGACUCUCGAGGAAUGCGUACGGAUAUGCACAGAUCAAAGCCCUCUGUGCAAGGGCGUAUCCUGGAACCCCGAUUACUCGAUCGGUUUUGCAAAUUGCUGGCCGAAGACGGGGUAUGAAAAUGCGAUCAAUACGCCUGCCGAAAAAGAUGGAAUCCUGCACUCCGUGACCAUCACGUCCUUCGACAGCGUGGAUGACAGCUGUCCAUCAACUGAGACGUACUCCACAACCAAUAACAACAACUUCGACAUACACUGUGGCCAGGCGAAUGACGGGACAAAUCUCACCCAGGUCCACACGCAGAACGUUACGUCGUGCAUGAACUCGUGCGCAACAACGGACAAAUGUGUCGGUGUGGUAUUCGACACGACGCUGCAAGACGGAUUCAAGAACUGCUACCUGAAGAACACAACCAGCACAACCAGAACAACCAGCACAACCAGCAACAAGGCAUCUGUAAUGUAUGCAUCGCUAUCUGGAUCCAGCAUUCCUUCCUCCUCCUCGACUUCCACAGCCGGCAACUCUACUUCCGGCUCCAACUCCAACUCCAAUUCUUCGUCGUCCUCCAGCAGUGGAAGCAAGGCAUGGAUCGCCGGACCCGUAGUCGGAGGCGUCGUUGGUCUUGCCAUCGUCGCCGGCGCAGCAAUCUGGUGGCGCAGACGAAAGAGCAAUGCCGAAGUGGGCGAGAAGCAUGACGGCGUGCAGUACGAUACCGUGCCUGGAUAUAGCCCUGGGCAAAAUCCAUAUGGUGCAGAGCAGCAGACGGCAUAUGCUCACCCAAUGAACGAGGCGGAUCCAGGAGCAGUGAGGAACGAGUUACCUGAGACGACGAAGUACGCGCAUCGUUCAGGGCAUGAGGGGCUUCAUGAGGCGCCGUGAUUGGAAUUCGACUUCGGCGUCGAUUGACUGGAAAGCAGAGGCGCGGAAUUGUUGAAGACGAGCCCAUAGGCAAUCACUUCAAACAAUUGAGGCCAUUUAUUUAGUACAGCAUAAGAGGCGUUAUUAGCAUGAUACCAAAGCAGCUUGUAGUGUGUUGCAAAGACCAACCGCCUCUAUCAUCAUCCUCUGAUGUGGACCGAUCUGCAAUGCGAGACCUGACACUCGAAGGCUGAAAGCACUCUUGAUGCUUCUCACUUUCCUUGAUUUCUCUCGUCAGUCACCACUUCAAUAUACGUCUUAGAGGCGAGAGAAAUGAGAGAU